AUGGAUGAUUUAGAUAUGAAUGACAUCGGAAAUGAUCAUUACGAUGAUAAAAAUCAUCAAUGUUCUGGUGAUUCAGAGAUUCUACAUAAUGAUGAAAAUCAAUCGGAAAUCCAAGUUCAAAGUGACAAUGUUGCAGCACAAUAUGGCUCUUGCAAACAAUUUAUUGGAGCUGAUGGUUCUUUCUUUUGGAUUCCAGAGGUUGAAGCUAGGUGGAUACCUCAUAUGGGUUCAAUUUUUAAAGAUAUCAAAGAUGCUAUUAAGUGGAAUAAAGGAUAUGCAUUAAGAUCUGGUUUUGAUAUUAGAAAAUAA
Lactuca virosa is the source of this 309-nucleotide messenger RNA. NCBI's taxonomy places the organism in Eukaryota, Viridiplantae, Streptophyta, Magnoliopsida, Asterales, Asteraceae. The record is from the annotation of a GenBank genome assembly.